Molecule: messenger RNA, 1437 nt
Organism: Hemibagrus wyckioides
Lineage: Eukaryota; Metazoa; Chordata; Actinopteri; Siluriformes; Bagridae
Gene: rab5if
Product: RAB5 interacting factor
Exons: 4
Coding region: 152-550 (132 amino acids)
Biological process (GO): mitochondrial respirasome assembly
Source: RefSeq, a predicted model, not a curated record
CGCCCGCCCCCCUUCUCCAAGCGUCAAUUUGAAGCGUCAGCUUAAAGGGCUGCAGUGAGAGGAGGGGGAGAAAAGGGGGGAAAAGAAGAGGUUUAAAAGGUUUAUUUUUCUGUUAGCGCUUGUUCCUAAAGGACCGAGGGAGUGCUGGAGGAUGACUCGAAUAAGUUCGAACGGUUCGAAUAAGAAGAAAGAAGAGGUUCAUGUGGCUAACGGAGGGCUGAAGCAGUCCGCAUGGAGCAAAGCGCUGAGCAGCAGAGCUGUGUGGGACGACAAGGAUGAGUUUUUAGAUGUGGUGUACUGGUUCAGGCAAAUCAUCGCCAUCAUCCUGGGAGUAAUCUGGGGCAUCGUUCCACUGAAGGGCUUCCUGGGAAUCGCCAUCUUCUGCAUGGUGAACGCCGGCGUCCUGUACGUUUACUUCAGCAGCUUCCAGCAGGUGGACGAGGAGGAGUACGGAGGAACGUGGGAGCUGACCAAAGAAGGCUUCAUGACCUCUUUUGCUUUAUUUCUGGUGGUGUGGAUAAUCUUCUACACGGCUCUACACUAUGACUGAGGUCCACAGGAGAACCUGCUCUAAAGCAGCGUAGUACACCGGGCUGUACAGUGGGGUCCUGGGACGGGCUGCACACGGCCGGCACUGGGCUUUACACACGUCACCAGCAGCACACCGGAGCCUCCUGACCCAGGGGCAUUGUGGGUUCUCUGCUCUGAACCACUUCCUGAUCGGCGGCUCAUCGAGUUUUUAAGCUAACGCCCGUCCAGUGCACUGCCAUGUGUUCUGAUUCAACGCUAUCUCAUCUCUCUCUCUCUCUCUCUCUCUCUCUCUCCUCUCUCUCUCUCUCUCUUUGUAUGAAUGACUUUAUAUUUAGUUUGUAAUUUAACUUUAUUUCUCAUGACUCCAGUCUUAUCUAACUUCUAGCUAAUUUAAAAGCCAGUGUAAAUGAUGUAUAGUUUCAUUUUAAUGUGUUUUCUGUCUCUGGCGUGAAGAGGUUUCCCCGUACGUCUCAGUAUUUCACAGAAGAAUUUAUACGGAUUCGGACUGAGCCGGCUCCGGGUUUCAGUGCCGAUACGCACAAGGUGUUUCCUUCAGCUUGCUUUCACCUCCUUCCCCAAACAAGACCGAGAUGAAUCCGAACCUGACGCUCGGAGGGUAUUAACACGUGGAGCGAGUCAAACAAAUUAGGAGUACAUUUUUAGACAAUAAAAAAUCCUGUUUAACAUUUUUCUUUGUUGAAAUGACUGAUUGAUUUGUUUUGCCCCCCCCCCCCCCCGUUUCAUCCCACGUGGUCAGCUGGAAAAAUGUCCACGUUUCUCAUGUCUUUAAAUUCCUUUGAGUUUGUUAUGAUGUAAUAAAACCGUAAUUCACACGUCCCAAAGGAUUCCAUUUCAUUUCUUUAUGUUAAAAAUAUCCGAUUAUAAAAUAAAACUUUUUUAUAUCCA